Molecule: messenger RNA, 5736 nt
Organism: Clonostachys solani
Lineage: Eukaryota; Fungi; Ascomycota; Sordariomycetes; Hypocreales; Bionectriaceae
Source: the annotation of a GenBank genome assembly
AUGGCGACAAUGAAAGACCAACGCGAUCAAACUCUAGCCGAGCAUGGAUUUUGCUUGUUCCCAGCUUUAAACACCGCACACGAAAGCAAGGAUUCCUGGCACUUGAUUACGCUGCCGCCCAGCAACAUUGAUGCUCGCGCUGACGUUGACCAUUCGGCCCUCUUCCGACUCGCGUGGUCCAUAAUACUAAGGGCAUAUUCCGGUAAAGAUGAGCCGUUGUUCAUCUACAAUGAUCGCACGACGAGGCAGAACGGCGAUGGGCUGAAACGGAACACGGUACUACGAGUCGAUCUGCCAAAUGAGUGCAUUUCCCAAAAGCUUCUUGAUGGAGUUUCUGAAAAGGUGCUUGCUAUUGAUUAUCAAGGACCCAGAAUCUGCAAUACUGCCAUCAGCUGGGGACGAGGAGAGAGUGAUUCGGAGGAGAUCAUUGGCAAGCCAACUUUGAGCAUUGCCAUUCAUGCUUGGGUCGACCAAGGAGACCUCCGGAUGCUGUUUCGGUAUCGGCUGUCGCUUCUCUCAGACGACCAAGCCAUGCAGGUCAUGGAUUCCUUGAUCCAUGUCAUGAACCAGUUGAUUAAGGCCCAACCGAUGAAUUCCAUCGAAUUAUGCUCCGAAAAGACUUAUUCGCAGCUAUUGCAAUGGUUUACGGGACCAAUCGACAACGAACCUCAUUUCGUUCAUGAUCUCAUCGUUGAACAAUGCCGGAAUCGCCCCGAAGAACUCGCUGUCCGUGCUUGGGAUGGGAAUCUCACUUACCGUGACCUCGAUUUCGAGUCCGACAAGGUUGCUCGGAGGUUGGUUGGCGAGGGAGUCGGUCCAGGGACCUAUAUUGGGCUUUAUUUCAGAAAGUCCAAGUGGACGACGGUCAGCGUCUUGGCUAUUCUGCGAUCAGGGGCGGCGUACGUCUUUCUGGACACUUCAUUCCCCAACGAUCGUCUCGAGGCAAUGUGUCAGCAGGUUGGUAUUGGGAUUAUCUUAUGCCCGGAACACUUGAUUCACGAAGCGAGGAGGUUGGGCAGAAACGUCCUACCAAUUGACGAUGGAACUGUCGAGGCAUCCCUCCCACAGGAUCAUAUUCACGACAUCCAACUAACCACAAAGAGACCACCCAUGCCGUCUGAUGCAGCCUAUGUGAGCUUCUCUUCUGGCUCAACAGGUGAACCAAAAGGGUCCAUCGUGCCACACUCAUCAUACACCUUUGCCCAAAAAAGGUUUACGGAGUAUGUUGGAUUGACUUCGGCGAGCAAGCUUUUCCAGUUCUCGUCCUACGGUUUUGAUCAAGUCAACUACGAGCACCUGUCACCACUCAUGGUUGGAGCGUGCAUCUGCGUGCCGUCGGAGGAGGAUCGAAGGGACAACAUUCCCAAAGCUAUGAAGCAACUAGGAGCAAAUACCCUAGCCUUGACUCCUACGGUCGCGAGGCACCUGAGACCAUCAGAGCUUCCCACGCUGGACACUCUCUUACUGCAGGGCGAGCCUUUAUCGCAGGAUGAUAUGCAUUGGACCCAUCACUGCCAUGUCAUAAACGGCUAUGGACCUUCCGAAUGCUCUGGGUACACUACAGCACAUCAUUUUCAACCUGGGGACAAACACCCUGCAGUCAUCGGCCGAGGAGUCGGAUCUCAAUGCUGGGUCGUAGAUCCAGGCGACCCUCAGAGAUUGAUGCCUAUCGGGGCCAUCGGGGAGCUUUUGAUUGAAGGACCAGCCGUUGGAGAUGGGUAUAUUGCGAACGGGACAAAAACGAAGGAGUGUUUCAUCGACAGUCCAUGUUGGAGAUCCAAGUUUCCCGGAAACCCGGCUAGGAAGCUUUACCUGACCGGUGAUCUCGUCCAAUACGUAUCGGGUGGAGAACUGCGUUAUCUUGGACGCAAGUUUGGGGAGGCAAAGUUACGCGGGCAGAGAUUGGAGCUAUCGGAAGUCGAGUACCAUGUACGUCAAGUCUUCGGUGAAGAUACAUCGGUGGUAGCCGAGUUGGUGAUUCCAAAAGACAGCCCCAAGGAUUCCAAGAUCCUAGUCGCCUUCGUCAAGUACCGUCAUAGAAGUCAGUCUGCCUCAGAUCUGAGCGAGAGCUUGUUUGUCCCUCCAUGCCCGAACUUCAGAGUGAAGGCUCAAGCAGCGCUGGCUCAAAUACGGGAUAGUCUGCCUUCAUUCAUGGUUCCAUCAAUCGUUUUAGAGCUUUCAACAUUUCCAACUACAAGAACUGGCAAGACAGAUCGCGCUCGGUUGAGGAAACAAGCUUCCCUAUUGUCCAGAGACGAACUCGAAGAUUACAUUCGAACUCGAGGCAGAAAGACAGCACCGGCCACAAAGAAUGAGCUCAUCUUACACGGGCUUGUCAAACAAGUCUUGUGUUUAGGUGAGUUUGGAAUGAACGACAACUUCUUUAGCCUAGGGGGCGACUCUAUUUUGACCAUGGAUCUCACAAGAUUGUGUCGAGAUGCCGGAUUCGAUCUGCUUUCGCAGACCAUAUUCGAAACGCCCAUCCUCGCUGAAAUGGCGAAAUCCAUAACUCCAUGCGCUGUUGAAGACGAGGUUCCAGAGUUUUCAUUGCUUCCUCCAAAUCUUGUCAAGGAAGAAGCUCUAAAGGCCGCCAUGAGUUCUUGCAGGCUGCAAUCAAGUGAUGAGAUUGAAGACAUCUAUCCGUGUACACCUCUGCAAGAGGGCUUGAUGGCUGCUUCACUUUCAGGCAAGCAAGGAAACUACUUGAUCUCCGCAACAUAUUGCCUACCAAAAUUCAUUGAUUUGGGUCGACUUAAGGAAGCUUGGCAAACAGCAGUGAGGAACAGUCAAAUCCUGCGCACCAGAAUCAUUCACACGACGUUUGACCGGCCGCUUCAAGUGGUGACCAGAACGCCCAUGGAGUGGGAGCAGUACGACUCUAUAGACAAAGCCGUUUCCGCCGCUGCUUCCGAAGACAUGACACCUGGCAAGCCUCUGCUCCGGCUGAAGUUGGUCCACAACGGACACACAACGCACCUUAUGGUCAUCAUUCAUCAUGCAAUCUGCGAUGGCUGGUCAUAUACCCAAAUGCUCUCGGACGUGGAGCAGGCGUAUUACGACGUAGUGACACCACCAAUUCCAUUCAAGCAGUUCGUGAAAUACGUUGAAAGCCUCGAUGAAAAAAAAGUCUACGAGUUCUGGAGGACUGAGUUGGACAGCUUUGACGGGUACAUCUUCCCAAACCCACCCUCUGAAAUUCGGAGAGGCAAACCCAGCAGCAAGAAGACACUCAUUCGCUCGACAAACGUUGAAAUCCCCAAGGGGUCAAAAGCCACGGUGGCCACAGUUCUAAAGCUUGCCUGGGCACUGACACAGUCACAAUACUCCGGCUCCCAUGACGUGGUUUUCGGAUACGUCGUUUCUGGGAGAAGCGUCCCGGUGAUGAAUAUCGGCAAAAUAGCAGGUCCUACAUUUUCCUCCAUUCCGCUACGUGUCAAGCUUGAUCGCGAUGCAAAGGUAGUUGAUGCGCUUCAGGAUCUUCAGACUCACAGUGCACGAUGCUUGCCAUUCGAGCAAGUUAGGUUGUCACGCAUAUCGGCGCUGAGCCCCGGAGCAGCCGCGGCCUGCAAGUUUCAGACUCUACUCAUUGUCCAACCAUGGCAAGCGGACCAGGCGUCCAGUAUAUUUGGAUCUUCGCCGGAUCAGUCAUAUUCAGAAGAGAUAGUGGACGACUACAUGCUUGUCGUAGAGGUCAAACUUGGCAAAAGCGCUGCCGUUGAUAUUGAGUUUCAAUAUGACGUUGAGGCCAUGACAACUGAAUUUGCCCAUGCUGUGAUAGAUCAAUUCCUGCAUUCCGUUUCAGAGGUGACGCGAAACGAGGACAAAUCAUUUAGAUCUAUGAGCCUGGUUAACCCUACCGACUUGAGGCGAAUCUAUGCUUGGAACAAUCAUGUGCCAGAGCCCAUAGACUGCUGUGUUCACGACGUGAUAGAUCGCCACUGUAUCUCAGCGUCGGAGAGACCCGCAGUGGUGGCAUGGGAUGGUGACCUUUCGUACGGGGAGCUCAAGAGCCGUGCAACCAAGAUAUCUAGACACCUUCAGGAAUCAGGUGUUGGACCGGGCACGUAUGUGAUGAUCCAGGCAGGAAAGUCUCUGUGGACUGUAGUCGCUAUGAUGGCAGUUAUGUAUUCGGGAGGCUCAUUCAUCUUGGUUGACCCGGCUCAGCCGAUGUCGAGAUUACACCAGAUACGUGAUGAUACCAAAGCAAGCCUGGUACUGACCAUAUCAUCUCUGAGCACUGCUGCGGCUGGACUUGGCAUUCAGGUUGUGGUCAUUGAUCAAGAGCAACUCGUACAAGCCCAGACUUCGACGUUUCAAAACGCGGCGGUAGCACCAACGAAUAUAGUAUACGUUGUCUUCACUUCUGGCACGACUGGGCGUCCAAAAGGAGUCCUGGUCUCUCAUCGCGCUUUUCUUACAAGUGCAGUCAUCAAUGGAGGUGCGCAGCACAUCGAUGAAAAGUCGCGGGUGCUUCAGCUAGCAUCUUUCACAUUUGAUGCUUCCAUCGCCGAGAUUCUCUACCCUCUAGUCCAUGGCGGGUGCAUCUGCAUUCCAUCGGAGCAGGAAUGCCGCACCAGCUUGGAGCAGUCAAUGAACAAAUACGGUGUCGCUUGGGCAACGCUAACCCCGUCACUUGCGAGGACUCUGAACCCAUCCAAGCUGACGACAUUAAAAGCCCUGGCACUCGGAGGAGAGGCAGUGAAGCAGAUCGACGUCGAUAUGUGGGCUGACAAGGUUUGGCUUGGUAACGGGUACGGUCCAGCAGAAAGCUCAGUUGACGCCGUGGUUCAGCCCAGGAUUCGCUCUGGCGACGAUCCGUCGGUCAUCGGCCGGAGCGUAGCCGGAGUCUCUUGGAUAGUAGACCCUGUUGAUCAUAAUAUCGUCAAACCAGUGGGCUCCGUCGGCGAGCUUCUCCUGGAAGGGCCAACAUUGGCUGAGGGCUAUCUGAACGACCCAGAGAAGACGAGUACAGCGUUUGUCGAGUAUCCAGACUGGCUUUUGGAACUCCGUGGCGGUAAGCAAGGGCGACUAUACAAAACCGGAGACUUGGUUCAGUAUAGUCUUCAUCUGGACGGGAAAAUUCAGUACGUCGGUCGUAAAGAUACGCAAGUCAAGCUCAGAGGCCAAAGGAUCGAGGUUGGGGAGGUCGAGCACCACCUGCGGGCCACCAUCACCGACGCGACAGAUGUAAUAGCCGAGGUUGUGACACCAAGUGACGCAGACUCCAGGCCAGUACUGGUAGCAUUUGUCGUGAUGGAAGGCGCCGAAUGCUUCAAGGACGACCUCUUCAUCCCAGCAGACCCAUCCAUGCUCCAUCGUUUCGGCAAACCCAAGGCGGUGCUCAGAGAUAUUUUGCCGGAAUACAUGGUUCCAAGCCUUUUCAUUCCGCUAGCAAGGGUUCCUCUAACCUCCAACGGAAAGAUAGAUCGACGACUUCUACGGUCUGAGGUGUCAAGGCGCUCACGAAGGGAGUUAUUCGCUUACGAAACCGCCGAUACAGUCAAGAAACAACCGCAAACAGCCGGGGAAAUCUUGUUGCAGAAGAUUGUGGCUUUUAUUUUGAAGGUAGAGACAUCGGAAGUUGGCAUGAAUGAUUAUUUCUCUCAACUCGGAGCUGAUUCCAUCGCUGCCAUGCAACUUGUUUGGCUUAUCCAGGAAAAUGGAUUUUCGCUACACAUGAAAGACGUUCUUGGCAGACAGAACUUGCAAAGCCUUGCUGCUUGCAUCUCCGAGUAA